GCUAGAUAGUAAUUUAAUUCAUAAGAAAUCCAUUACCAAAUGUCAUUCAUUGACUUUGCAGAAUGGAUCAAUACUGCCACACAUGAAACACUUUUCUAAAAACAGCAGUCACUAUGAAGAGUUUAUUGAAUGGACUGACAAUCCAAAUUUCGACAAGAAGUCUGAAAAAUUGAAGAAUCUUACAUCUGGUGUUUUGGAAAACCUACAUUUGCUAAGUGGAGAAGAUAUCAUCAAUAUCAUCAAUCGGCUUUGUCCAAACGGGGAGAAAUCAAAACAAGUUGAGUGCCUAAUAGCUAAAUUGGAUCAAAAGUGUUGUGAACAUUCAAGAAAGUGGGACAAAAGUAUUUACAUUGCAGUAGCUUGGAGCUUUUUCCAGCUAAAAUCUUACAGUGCAUUAAACCUUCAGAAAAAAAUGGUGAUAGAUUUGGCUGGUGUUGUAAAACAAAUGAGUUCUCAAGAACUGGUGAUGUAUCUGGUGAUUCUAAAACAAUUCCGAAGAUUUCCGAGAAAAAUUAAUAAAGUAGACAUAGAGAUUCGACUAAACGAAGUGCUAGAUAAUGUUUCAAUUGAAGAUCUAGGACUGGCCUGUUUAGCGUUUUUUGAGUGCAAUGAAGCUGUCCAGAACACUGAACUUGUUGGGCGGCUAGUAGAAAGGUUACUUAGUGAUGCAACGUCAACGGACGAAAAAACAGUAGGAUCUAUGUUGAAGCUUUUCCGAAGAAGCAGUACGGACUCCGGAAACUUUGCCAAACAAGUCCUUGAUAUUCAGCCAAGACUAUGUGAUCUUGUUCAUCGCUGGAAUUCUAAAGUGCUUAUACAGUUAAUAGCUGUCGGCAGCAACCUAUUGUUUUUUCAUCAUACAACCAUCGAAGAAGUCGCAAAAAAAAUCCUUACAUGCCUGAGCGAAGCCCGACUCAAAGAUCUAGAGAGAUUAGCGAUGGCCAUUGCCAUUUCUUGUCACCAGUCUCCCAGUGUCAGUUACGCCAUUGUAGCGAAUCGAUACCCUGAGCAAUUGAUACGCACUGCGUUAAAUCCAGACUUUGUGGAAAUCGCCAAGAAUUUUUCAGACCAGUCAUCCUAUAACAGUACGAAGCGUGAAUUGCUGCUCGUGAAUUGCUCGCUUAAUCUCGAAAUGCCUGGAUACAACGGGCCAAGAUUGUGCACGGAAGACGUGCAAACAUUUGAAAAGCUUUAUAGGAAACCCAUACCGAAUGAAAAGGGAAAAAAUUUUACUAACCACGAAGCAUUCCUUCUUUUGUUGUUGGACACCGUACGAGAGAUUCUUGGUGAAAAGAAUUCUGCAUCUCUGGUUUACCUCCAGCCUCAUUUUGUCACACCAGAUAUCGUUUUUCAAACGGACGGCCAUGGUGGCAAAAAUACCAUACUGUCGUAUGGCGACUGUAAAGUUCAUCGUUUUGCUUUGAUUGGAGGUUCUAGAAACAUGUAUUCAAGAUUCAGCGAUCAUCCCAUGGGUCCAUUAAGUAUGAAAAUGCGUCAAAUUGAAACCAUGGGUUACCGUGUUAUUGUCAUCCCCUGGUUUGAAUUUCUAAAGAGGAGCAAAAGUGACCGUUUGGCGCUUAUCAGCCAUAGAAUCAGACUUACAAUAAAUAACAGAAAAUUCUGAUAGCAA
Molecule: messenger RNA, 1630 nt
Organism: Daphnia carinata
Lineage: Eukaryota; Metazoa; Arthropoda; Branchiopoda; Diplostraca; Daphniidae
Exons: 5
Coding region: 83-1624 (513 amino acids)
Source: RefSeq, a predicted model, not a curated record